UUUUCCUCACAUUAUUAAAAAAAAAAACCUUGACCACUAUAUUAUAUUCCUGGGAGUAGCGUGAUCGAACUGGUUGUUGAAAGUUGCAGCAAUGGCGAGCGGUGGAAAGGUUUCAUUCAAAGUCACACUCACCUCCGAUCCAAAGCUACCCUUCAAAGUGUUCAGCGUUCCGGAGGCUGCACCUUUCACCGCCGUUCUCAAAUUCGCAGCUGAAGAAUUCAAAGUCCCUCCCCAAACCAGCGCCAUCAUCACCAAUGAUGGUGUUGGGAUAAAUCCUCAGCAGAGUGCAGGAAAUGUUUUCCUCAAGCAUGGUUCAGAACUUCGCCUGAUUCCGCGUGAUAGGGUUGGUGCAUCCCAGAUGGUACGGGAUGUCUGAGUUGUGACCUUUUUCCUUAUCUAUAUUAACUGCUGCAGCUGCAGUGAUAAUGAUACCAUGUAAUUGAUAUUAAAAGUAUCUUUAAACAGAUAAAGUUUAUUAGAAUGAUGAAUAAAUUUUGGGGAGAAUAAUGCAAUCUUCGCUCCAUUCAACUUUGAUUUA
Lotus japonicus is the source of this 538-nucleotide messenger RNA. RefSeq names its product ubiquitin-fold modifier 1. The record is from RefSeq and is a predicted model, not a curated record. Gene Ontology annotation, biological process: protein K69-linked ufmylation. Bases 92 to 376 code for a protein of 94 amino acids. Gene Ontology annotation, cellular component: nucleus; cytoplasm. The transcript has 4 exons. Lineage: Eukaryota; Viridiplantae; Streptophyta; Magnoliopsida; Fabales; Fabaceae.